AGACGCAUCAGCCCUAAUUGCCUGAGAUUUCACAGCCGCAGGUGAAUGGUGGGGUACUACUAAUGUGACCGAUCAGCCAAGCAUGUGCUUUGAGUACCUUUUCCCAAGACGUCCGCGAUUCAGCAGUCUGACUUAUCUAGCGGACGUACGCCUGUUUGAUGGAGCGUCUAGGGACUGCCGCGAAGGCCGGAGCUUGAUCCAUAUCAUCAGGUUCACGUGAAGGCCGCUGAGAGUUUUUCUUGCGAAGCUUUCAGUCUACCAUUGUCGCUGAAGGCGUGAUCGCAUACAUUGUCGCCGGGUUCGCAAACAUCGCACCGGAAUCGCUGAGGGCUUUAUUUCCUGGUGUCAUUAUCUGGUGCUAUCUGGUGCGAUCGUCGCCAUCACCUUGGUCAUCGCUGAGGGGUUCUUUUUUUCGGCAGCAUGGUCCAGUACCCCAUACCCCGGCUGCGAACGCUAGCCGAUAAGCUCCGCCUCCCCCCCGCGGCUCUCCCAUGGGCGCUUCUCUCGCUGGUCGCCGUCGUUCUCAUGCUCCUCGGCUCCCUAUGGACGUCGCAGCAGUCCUCCGCGCAGCACGAUCAGGUAGUGGCGCAGCUGCUGCGGGAGAAGGAGGCUCUUAAACUCAACUUCGACGAGGUCAUCACGAAGCGCUCGCACGGCCAAGCGGAGCUGGACGGAUUCCGUCAGCAGGUGACUCAGCUCACGGGGGAAUUAGCCAAGAAGACGGCGGAAGCGGCGGAGUUGGCUACUAAGGCGCAGCAAUUGACGGCGGAUCUUGACAAGGCUAAGAAGGACACGAGUGCGGUGGACGGUUUGAGAAAGGAAAUGGAGGAGCAGAAGAAGAAACUCGCUGAGGAGCAGCAGGCAGCGGCGGGCAGAGCGGCAAAGGCGGAGGACGACGCGAGAAAGUGCCGCGAGGAAGCUGCCGCGAAGGAGAAGAAAUACGUGACGGACGUGCGGGAAGGGAAGGCUGCGCCGCCCGGAGCGGAGGAGAUCGCGGAUCUGAUUGAUCUUUCCGUGAACCUCACGCAGCGCGUGCUGAAGCUGGAAGGCGACGCGACUGCGGAGAAGUUCCAGACCGAGGCGCGAAUAAGGACGCUUCUAGACCAGGCUGUGGGGAGCACCGCGGCGUAUCCGGAGGAGCUGAGGAAGGAUCUAAAGACGACGCGAGACGCGUGCGUGCGCGCGGGGUACGCGUCUACGGAGCUGAAACGGACGGUGGCAGAUCUGUCCAUCUACAAGCACAAGCAGAACACGGCGGCCGCUGCAGGGAAGGCUGGGGAGGGGGAAGGGGAGGAGGAAACUGGAGGCCCGCUUGCGGUAUGUCGGUCCGCGCGAUGCAAGGCGAGUGACGAGGAGCUUAGUCGGUUUAUGAACUACACGGAGAAGGAGUUCUGCCCCGACGACUGGUCCUUCGUCCAGCAGCUGAUCUUCGACCGCGGCUGCCACUCGUUGCCGCGGCGCCGGUGCUUCGCGGCGAAUUUCACGGGAUUCCAGAACCCUGUGCCAUUCCCCAACUCCAUGUGGAAUGAGAGUGCUCUCAUGGAUACUAACGUGAACUGGGAGCAGCACACGUGCAAGUCCUGGGAGUGUUUAAAAUCCGGUCCAGGGCAAGUGAACGACUGUAAGGACUGCUUUAAUCUCGAGGUGGAGAAGACGCGGUGGAAGGGCGGGAUCCGGGGGACGAUUUCCAUGGAGGAGGUUUUCCAUCUGACCAACAACACGCUCCGCAUUGGAUUGGACAUUGGCGGCGGCUCGGGCAGUUUCGCUGCCCGGAUGCAGGAAUUCAACUGCACGGUGCUGACCACGGGAAAGAACUGGGCAAGCCCGAAAGAAAAAAACUCUACAGAGCCUACUGGGGUGCCUUAUAUGGAGGCGGUGGCAGCGCGGGGGCUGGUGCCGCUAUACCUGCCGUUCUCGGCGCGGCUACCGUUCUAUGACAACACGAUCGACGUGAUCCACACGGGCACGAGCAUCAACGACGUGGACUUUGAGGAGUUCGAGGAGAUGUUCUAUGACUGGGACCGCGUGCUCAGGCCCGGCGGGGUCAUCUGGUUCGACCUGUUCUACUCGCAGGUGCGCAAGAUGCCGCUGUACAUGGAGAUAGUGGACAUGUUUAAAUACGAUCAGUUACACCGCGCGGUAACGCCGUCCCUGGGUGCCGCUGGGCUUUAUGUGCACAUGAGCUUUGUGCUGCAGAAGCCACGGCAGAGAGAUUUCACUCUCCCACCUCCUGAACCGUUUGAGUGAGGGCGAGUUUUCCAGGAUACGGAGGAAAAUUAGGGCAUGGGGAGGGUCUGAGAUUGGUGGCACACGUUGGAAGGGCCGGAGCCGGAGACUAAUCGAAUGAGAGUGCUGUGCGGAACGAUACCUAGGUAGAUGGUUUGGUCAUGGUGGCCACAGGCUCUUGUGGAAGAUGCGUGAACACGCGAAGGGAAGAUAUUAUAUUGUCGGCGUGGGCUUGCUAAGGUAGUGCGCCUUGUGAUUUGUAGCGUGUGCGGCAAUGUUUUCUACCAAUUACAUUGGAUAUAUUAUUGUGACAUGUAGUGUU
Molecule: messenger RNA, 2548 nt
Organism: Closterium sp. NIES-67
Lineage: Eukaryota; Viridiplantae; Streptophyta; Zygnematophyceae; Desmidiales; Closteriaceae
Source: the annotation of a GenBank genome assembly